AUGAAUAAAGACAUUAAAUUUGGUCCAACCUACAUUCGCUGGGGAAGAAAACAAUGUCCAAAGAAAUCUUCAUUGAUAUACGACGGUUACAUGGCUGGGAAAAAGCAGAGUCUCAAAUUAGGAGGAUCUAAUUAUCUAUGCCUUCCAAAAAACCCAGAGUACACAAAUCUGGAGUCUCCAAAUAUAGCAAAGUCCUUGUUCGGUGUUGAGACCGACAUUAAUGGUUUUUAUCCAGAUAUUGCGAACAAAGAUGCAUCUUGUGCCGUCUGCAUCACGAAAAAUAAAGCCUCGGUUUUGAUGAUACCUGGUCGCAAGUCAUGUCCUGCAGGUUGGAAUGUUGAAUAUUGGGGUUAUUUGAUGACGGAAGGUGUGCAGACAACUGAACAAGUUUGUGUAGAUAACAAACCAGUUGGUGUUCCAGGAGGGGAUAGAGAUAAUGGGGACUCUGUCGUUUACUUGGUUGGAGGAAUGUGUGGAUCACUUAAAUGUCCUCCCUAUGUCAACGGGAAACCUUUGACAUGUGUUCUAUGUUCAAAAUAA
Mytilus trossulus (common blue mussel) is the source of this 540-nucleotide messenger RNA. Its product is annotated as short-chain collagen C4-like. The coding region runs from base 1 to 540 and encodes 179 amino acids. NCBI's taxonomy places the organism in Eukaryota, Metazoa, Mollusca, Bivalvia, Mytilida, Mytilidae. The record is from RefSeq and is a predicted model, not a curated record. The transcript has 2 exons.